This is a messenger RNA of Callorhinchus milii (elephant shark), 2667 nucleotides long. It is a transcript of the gene ace2, whose product is annotated as angiotensin I converting enzyme 2. Gene Ontology annotation, cellular component: plasma membrane. The transcript is spliced from 20 exons. Lineage: Eukaryota; Metazoa; Chordata; Chondrichthyes; Chimaeriformes; Callorhinchidae. The record is from RefSeq and is a predicted model, not a curated record. Gene Ontology annotation, molecular function: metallopeptidase activity; peptidyl-dipeptidase activity. The coding region runs from base 49 to 2559 and encodes 836 amino acids. Gene Ontology annotation, biological process: proteolysis.
ACCUGGAACACAGUGUUUCACUUGAGGACCAGUGGGCUCGGGAGAAGAAUGUUCCUCCAGUGGCUUUUGCUGCUGAGCCUGGCAGCAGCUGCUCUUUCUCUGUCACCUGUUGAGCAGGAAGCCACAGCAUUCUUGAAAGAAUUUGACACAAAGUCUCAAGAUCUGGUUUACAAGAGCUCACUGGCCUCAUGGGAAUAUAACACCAACAUCACGGAUGAAAACAUAGACAAAAUGAACGAGGAAAGUGCAAAGUGGUCUGCUUUCUAUCAGCAAGCCUCUGAUGACUCCAGCAAGUUUAACAUCAAUGAAAUAAGCGACAACAUAAUUAAAUUGCAGCUUAAUUCACUCCAAGACAAAGGAUCUGGGGUUUUGUCCAAAGAAGAGCAAGACCAUCUGAACGAAGUUCAGAAUGAGAUGAGCAAAAUCUACAGCACGGGAACAGUUUGCAAACCAAAUAAUCCAUCAGAUUGCCUGGGUCUCGAGCCAGGACUGACCAUUUUGUUGGCCGAAAGCAAGGAUUACAAUGAGAGGCUGUGGGCCUGGGAAGGCUGGAGACAUAAUGUGGGGAAGGCGCUUAGACCACUUUACGAAGAUUAUGCAGAUCUGAAGAAUAAGGCAGCAAAGCUGAAUGGUUAUCAAGACUAUGGGGAUUACUGGCGGGGAAAUUAUGAGACGAAAGACAUAGGCGAAUAUGCAUACAGUCGAGACGAUCUUGUGAAAGAUGUGGAAAGCCUGUUUGAAGAGGUGAAGCCUCUGUAUAGAGAACUCCAUGCCUAUGUGAGAGCAAAACUGAUGGAAACUUUUGGAUCAGAACAUAUCAGCCGGACUGGAGGCCUGCCUGCUCAUUUACUGGGUGACAUGUGGGGAAGGUUUUGGGCAAACCUGUAUCCUUGGUCAAUUCCGUAUCCGUCAGAGGAAGACAUCGAUGUGACACAAGCAAUGGUAGAACAGGGCUGGACUGCAAAAAGAAUGUUUGAAUCAGCAGAUAAAUUCUUUCAGUCUGUGGGCCUUCAGCCGAUGAAUGACAAUUUUUGGAAAAAUUCCAUGAUUGAGUUACCCACCGAUGGACGCAAAGUUGUCUGUCAUCCAACAGCGUGGGACAUGGGGAAUAGGGUUGAUUUCAGGAUUAAAAUGUGCACUAAAAUUAAUAUGGAAGACUUCUUGACCGUACACCAUGAAAUGGGCCAUAUUCAGUAUGACAUGGAGUACGCACACCUUCCUUACUUGUUGCGUGACGGGGCAAAUGAAGGCUUCCAUGAGGGAGUAGGAGAGAUCAUGUCCCUUUCAGCAGCUACUCCAAAGCAUCUCAAAUCACUGGGUCUUCUCCCAGCAUCUUUUAUUGAAACUAGUAAGAUCGAUAUAAAUUUUCUACUGAAGCAGGCCUUAAGUAUUGUUGGCACUCUUCCCUUCACGUUCAUGAUGGAGCAAUGGAGGUGGAAAAUGUUCAGAGGGGAGAUCCCCAAAGAUCAGUGGAUGAAAAAAUUCUGGGAAAUGAAACGGGAAUUUGUUGGUGUUGUCGAACCUGUCCCCCAUGAUGAAACUUACUGUGAUCCUGCUGCUCUGUUCCAUAUUGCUAAUGACUAUUCCUUUAUAAGGUACUAUACCAGGACUAUAUUCCAGUUCCAGUUCCAGGAAGCUCUGUGCCAAGCUGCUGGACACACUGGCCCACUACACAAAUGUGAUAUCACCAACUCCACUAAAGCGGGCACAAAGCUCAGUAACAUGCUUAAACUAGGAAAGUCAAAAUCAUGGACCAGAGCACUUGAAGAAGUAACUGGUCAAACCAGAAUGAAUGCUAGACCUCUUCUGAACUACUUCAAACCCUUGUAUGAGUGGCUGAAGAAAGAUAACCAGGACAAAGGCAGACAUGUUGGUUGGGACCCCACCUGGACUCCAUACGCAGAUAGACACCACGUUGACCUAAUCAGUAAAUCAGAUGAAGAGCAAUUUGACCAGAAGUCUGUCUCAGAAGCUGCAGAGGCAUUCAAAGUACGGAUCAGCUUGAAGACUGCCCUUGGUGAGAAAGCAUAUGAAUGGAAUGCAAACGAAGAAUAUUUUUUCCAAGCAACUGUAGCUUAUUCCAUGAGGAAAUACUGGGCAGAGGUUAAAAGUGAAACUUUAAAUUUUGAGAUAACUCAUGUGCACAUGUCCAAUUCUACUCAAAGGAUUUCAUUUUAUUUUAUUGUUAAGAACCCUAAGGACAACACGACUAUUCCAAAAGCAGACGUGGAGCAAGCCAUCAGGAUGAAUAAACAUCGGUUCAACAGUGCAUUUUUACUGGAUGAUAAAACGCUGGAAUUUGUGGGCAUUCCCCCCACUCUUGCGCCUCAGAGUAAAUCCUCGGUGACAGUCUGGCUCAUCCUGUUUGGAGUGGUCAUGGGCAUGGUUUGCAUCGCGCUAGCUUUGCUGAUUAUUACCGGACAGAGAGCUAAAAAACAGAAGGCGAAGGAAACAGAUGUAUAUGAAAAUCCUAGUUCAAUCGAAGAACCUGAUUUUGACAAAGGGGUAAAGAAUUCAGCUUUUACCAUUGAAGAAUCAUUGAAUAAUACAGCAAUGUAAAAGGAAGUUAUCAAGGCAUUUUUCUGUAACGUAAGACUUUGUGCAAUUCCUUUAGCCUUGUCCUAUUCAAACUCCUUUACUGGAAGAAUUAAAUGAGUUUAAACGUCA